AUGGCCGAAGACCUGACCUCCGACGUCGUACCAAAUGUCGUUAGAAACGACUCCUUUAGCGACAGCACAACUAAACCAGGUACCCGAACUGUUCCACCUACCGUCAGGCAAACUGACGAAGGUGAAAAUGAACACGAUGACGAUGAACAUCUAUCUAUCCAAAGCGAUGCUGCCUUUGAGAACAGAGAGACAGUUCAUAUCAGCCCUGGAGAUUUCGAUACCUACGCCAUUGCAUAUACAUGCAAGACAUAUGAUACCUGUAUAAAGAAAAAUGUAGAAGAGACGAAAAGUAAACCGUUUCAGGGAUCAAACACAGCGUCCAGCAGCCACAAUGAUAACGACAUCGACUUGGCAGGGUGUGGCUCCGUCCAGAAUUAUACUGAUACUUUCAAUGGAAUCGAUGGCCGCAGCUCUGUCCCCGCGUUCUCAACAGUCUCCAACACCACACGACGCCAAGUUACUCAGAAAUGGAGGGAUGACUACCGCUGUGGAGACGGUUACACUACAGGAGAUGGGAGGACCGCUGAGUGUGAUCCUGACAGUAUCUGGCCGUGCUGCUCUUCGGCCAACUGGUGUGGGAACACUGCAGCUCACUGUGACUGUGCGGGCUGUGUCGACCACCGUAACACAGAAAGUGGUGACAGGAAGUUGGAGAACAUCAUUACCAUUGGAGGAAAUGGAAAAGAACCUAUCGUGAUGGCGUACGGAGUCGCCGUGUCUGCUGACAAUGAGAUAUUUGUGACCAGCUUCAAAGGAGUCCAAGUCUUCAGCAUAAAUGGGAAGUAUCUGCGCCACUUUCAUACGACACUGCCGGGUAAAAAUGGCGUUAUCAUGCCUUAUGAUGUUGCUAUUGGUAUAGAGCCAGGCCACCUGUGGGUAGUGGGGGUUAUAUUAAAGUCAGGUGCGAAAGAGGGACAUGUGCAGGUUGUAACGUACAGUAGGAGCGGUCAGGCCAUGAAGACGUUCGACGUAGGCUUCACGAGACCUUCUCACCCGUCCCCUCCCGUCAUUGCGAUAGACGUACGCAACAAUAAAAUUAUCGUCGGACAGGGAAAAACAGUAAAGAUGUUUGAUCCAGACGGCUCUCUCUAUCGGAGUUUUAAAGUGUUAUCAGGAAGUCAGCGAGGUAUGAUCGGGGGAGUUACAUCGGACAGCGAGGGAAAUAUACUGCUCACACUUACGCAUAAAGCUAUUGAGAUAUACAGUAAGUCCGGAGUCAAGAUAUUUGAAUUUGCCGGAAGGGGUAAGGGCCAGAUGAAUUACGGUAUUUGCCUGGAUAAGUUUGGUAACAUCAUCGUAGCAGACAAUGAAAACCACCGGGUAGACAUGUUCACAAGCCGCGGGAAGUUUGUCCGUACCAUCGCGAAGAAAGACCCGUCUGGUAUCGCUAUGGGACCAGAUGGAGAGAUGGUGGUGACUAGCGCAGGGUUGAGAUCCACUGUAACUAUCUUUCCACGACACAUGGUUCUUCCUUAA
Branchiostoma belcheri (Belcher's lancelet) is the source of this 1476-nucleotide messenger RNA. RefSeq lists its product as uncharacterized. The transcript has 5 exons. Gene Ontology annotation, molecular function: protein binding; ubiquitin protein ligase activity; translation repressor activity. NCBI's taxonomy places the organism in Eukaryota, Metazoa, Chordata, Leptocardii, Amphioxiformes, Branchiostomatidae. The record is from RefSeq and is a predicted model, not a curated record. Gene Ontology annotation, biological process: proteasome-mediated ubiquitin-dependent protein catabolic process; negative regulation of translation; protein polyubiquitination. The coding region runs from base 1 to 1476 and encodes 491 amino acids.